This is a messenger RNA of Sclerotinia trifoliorum, 1334 nucleotides long. NCBI's taxonomy places the organism in Eukaryota, Fungi, Ascomycota, Leotiomycetes, Helotiales, Sclerotiniaceae. The record is from the annotation of a GenBank genome assembly.
CAGCCUUGGAAAUAUCUCUUCUCGCUCACGGACUAAGGCUAUAAGGUCUCCUUGGUUGAUAGCAGCUUUCCGAAUGGUAUAACGAAACCACUUGACUUACGUUGUUCACGACCCCGUUCUUGUUCCUGUAGCCGCGUAAAAUACGACGGUACAGAUCGAGCUGGUUUUACUUCCACCUCCGCGUCGACAAUACAGCGAAACUAGGACGCUCGAGAAUCUCCGGACGAACUCUGGAAGAAUUUGGCCUACUCCGAAACCAGGUCGGUACAUCUAGCUAAGCUAUACUACUAGAGUAAAACUAUUAGUCUCACUACUAACGCGGACAAGACGUUCCUGAACAAUGCCAUUGAAUCCCAGAACAAUCCUUCUCGGGGAACUAUAAAGGUCGAGGACACGUCGGAUAAGUCUUUUUCUUCUCGGCUUCAUAUAAAUCACCCAUUCAAAUCCAUAUUUUAUAUUCCAUUAAAAUCUGGAUUUGAAUCAAAGAUUUUACCUACGAAAAGCGACAAGACAUCUACAGCCGCCAUGCCUUCUCCACCGGUAAGAAUGAUUCUCUACCAAUGCUCUCACGAACUACCGGAUCUGAGAUACCAAGCUCCCAAAAAGCCCUCGGUUCUCAAGAGAGUCAAGCGAGCUCUCACGUUCACGGAAAUCAUUCGCACACCCUCUGCGGAGCUGUGUCCGUUCUGUCAGAGACUAGAGGACGAGCAAGCAGAACGAGAUGCGGACAAGCUGGUAGGACUCACUAGACUAGCCGCUUCACCAUGUCAAAUUAGCCCCCUCCUCGAGCACGCGGUCGUUAUUAGACGAAACAAUACUGUGGCACUAUCAACCCCAAGGACAAGCCCAGUAACCGACACCGGGAGCGAGGCUGAUCCUCAGCUUGUUGAUCCACUUCCUCCAAGGGACCCGUAUAGGGACACCAACAUGGAGGACAGCACAGCGGACUACAUGGAGUGGAGACGUGCGCAGAGUCUUGCCGAUGAGACGCCAGCAGAUCGGCAUGCACGGGAGCUCCGAGAAAGGUUAGUCAGAGGAGAGUGGAGAGUCAUGGAUGCCGCCAGGGAGUACAAAGAGUUUGUGCUUGACCAAGGGGAAGAGCCUCCACAAAAGCCAGAACCAGCAGCAGACUUGAGCCAACUUUUCUCCCAGGCUCAAAAAGCACCAUCACCCGCCCCAGACGCAGUUUCAGCAUCUCCAGAACCUCAGCAGGGGAGUUUGAGGACGAGGAUGGGAGAGAGGAAGGCUGAGAAAGCCCUCAAGGCAGAUAGGGUAAGAAAUCGAGCGCAGGAAAUUGCGAAGAAGUAAGUAGACACACCAUUUCUUUUAUCCUC